AUGAACGUCGUCAUUGUGGAAUCGCCGGCGAAAGCCAAGACGAUCAACAAAUAUCUUGGCACCGACUAUACGGUCCUGGCCUCUUAUGGUCACGUGCGAGACCUGCCUCCAAAAGACGGCUCGGUGCAGCCAGACGACAAUUUUGCCAUGAGUUGGCAAGUGGACAGCAAAUCCCAGAAACGGCUGACGGAAAUUGCAAAUGCGGUCAAGGAAGCCGAUCGUCUUAUUCUGGCGACCGACCCUGACCGCGAGGGAGAGGCAAUUUCCUGGCACGUUCUGGAGGUGCUGCAGAAAAAACGCGUGCUGAAGGACAAGCAAGUCGAACGCGUUGUGUUCAACGCGAUCACGAAAAAAGCGAUCCUUGAAGCGAUGGACAACCCGCGCCAGCUGGAUACACCGCUGGUAGACGCCUAUCUCGCCCGCCGCGCACUCGAUUAUCUCGUUGGCUUUACCCUGUCUCCCGUGUUGUGGCGCAAAUUGCCAGGUGCGCGAUCCGCAGGCCGGGUCCAGUCGGUCGCGCUGCGCCUGAUUUGCGACCGCGAGAUGGAAAUCGAAGUCUUCAGAGCGCAGGAAUACUGGUCGAUCUUCGCCAACAUGAAGACACCGGCUGGAGAUAUGUUCCAAGCCGGACUUACCGGUUUUGACGGGCGGAAAAUCGGCCGCCAUGACAUCAACAACGAGGCUGAAGCCUCGACCAUAAAGUCGAUGCUGGAAAGCGCCAGCUUUGCCGUCGACAGCGUUGCCUCGAAACCGGCCAGGCGCAAUCCCGCAGCUCCUUUCACAACCUCCACGCUGCAACAGGAAGCGUCCCGUAAACUCGGCUUUGCAGCUUCCCGCACGAUGCAGGUUGCCCAGAAACUUUACGAAGGCAUUUCCAUCGGUGGCGAGACCUCCGGCCUCAUCACCUAUAUGCGUACCGACGGCGUGCAGAUUGCCGGCGAAGCCAUCGCGGCUGCCCGGAGCGUGAUCAGUCAGGACUUCGGCGCAAACUAUGUGCCUGAAAAACCGCGUGUUUACUCUACAAAGGCGAAAAACGCUCAGGAAGCACACGAGGCAAUAAGGCCCACAGAUCUCUCGCGGCGCCCGAAAGACGUGGCCAGGUUCCUGGAUCCCGACCAGGCGAAACUCUACGAGCUGAUCUGGAAGCGGACGAUGGCAUCGCAGAUGGAAUCUGCCGUCCUGGAACGCACCACGAUCGAAAUCCUUGCAAAAGGAGCAGGCAAGAACGCCAAUCUCCGCGCAACCGGUUCCGUUGUGCGGUUUGACGGUUUUCUGGCGCUCUACCAGGAAGGGCGCGACGACGAGGAAGACGAGAACUCCCGGCGGCUCCCGGCUGUCGACGACGGCGCGGCGCUGACCGCGACAUCCAUUGAUGGCAAGUCGGAUGCGAUCGAGGCGUCGCAGCAUUUCACGACACCCCCGCCCCGCUACACGGAAGCGAGCCUGGUGAAAAAGAUGGAAGAACUCGGCAUCGGUCGUCCUUCCACUUAUGCGUCCACCUUGCAGACCCUGCGCGACCGCGACUAUGUCGAGCUGGAGAAGAAACAGCUGGUGCCGCAGGACAAGGGUCGUAUCGUCACCGCGUUUCUUGAGAGUUUCUUCCAGCGCUAUGUCGAAUUCGAUUUCACUGCAAGCCUGGAAGAGAAACUCGACAAGAUAUCUGCCGGGGAACUUUCCUGGCAGGAUGUCCUGCGCGAUUUCUGGACGAACUUUUCGGGUGCUGUCGACGAGAUCAAGGACCUCCGCGUUUCCGAAGUGAUCGAUGCCCUCAACGAAUUGCUCGGUCCGCACAUCUUUCCUCCGAAGGAAGACGGCACGGACCCGCGCAAAUGCCCGACUUGCGACACGGGCCAGCUUUCAUUGAAAGUCAGCCGCUGGGGCGCAUUCAUCGGCUGUUCCAACUAUCCGGAGUGCGGCUUCACCCGCCAACUCGGAAAACCCAAUGGCGAGGAUGGUGACGCCGACGAAGGUCCCAAGGUACUUGGCGUCGACCCGGAAAGCGGACUGGAUGUCUCUCUGAGGAAAGGGCGCUUCGGCCCCUAUGUUCAGCUCGGCGAAGAGGCUAAACCCAAAAGAGCCUCGCUGCCCAAGGGCUGGUCGGCGCCGGACAUGGACCUGGACAAGGCGCUUCAACUGCUGUCGCUGCCGCGUGAAGUCGGAUUGCACCCUGAAGACGGCAAGAUGAUUUCCGCCGGGAUCGGUCGCUAUGGCCCCUUUGUGCUGCACGAGGGAACCUAUGCCAAUUUGACGACACCCGAUGAAGUCUUUUCGGUCGGUAUCAACCGUGCCGUGGAUGCGCUGGCUGAAAAACGCGCAAAGGGUGGAGGACGCCGUGGCGCUGCAGCCACGCCGCUGAAGGAACUCGGGGAACACCCUGACGAAGGCGGGCCUGUGAAUGUUUUUGACGGACGCUACGGUCCUUACGUGAAACACGGCAAGAUCAAUGCGACCUUGCCAAAGGACACGGAUCCGAAGGCCAUCACCCUGGAACAGGCGCUCGAACUGGUUGCCGCAAAGGCGGCAAAGGGCGGCGCUAAGAAAAAGUCUGCCGCCAAGAAGUCCAGCCCGAAGAAGACCAAGACGGCGAAUGGUGAAUCCAAACCGACUGCCGGGAAGGCGGCGGCGAAAAAGACGAGCGCCAAAUCCACAAAGGAAGUGGCUGUCGAUGCAUCGUCGGAUGAAGUGCCGUGGGAUGAUGCGUCUUGA
Effrenium voratum is the source of this 2706-nucleotide messenger RNA. The record is from the annotation of a GenBank genome assembly. NCBI's taxonomy places the organism in Eukaryota, Dinophyceae, Suessiales, Symbiodiniaceae.